AUGGCAUCUUCACCGACUCCCGUAGUCCUCAUCACAGCCGGUAGCGCAGGCCUGGGUGCCGCGACCGUCCGUCUCUUCGCAAAACACGGGUACCGCGUCGUGAUUAACUACAACGCGAACGCGCAGCGUGCCGAAGCCCUGUGCGCCGAGCUUGGUGGCGAUGGCCACGUCACGAUCCAGGCCAACCUGGGCUCGCGGGACGACGUCGAGCGCCUUGUGCGUGAGGCCUACGCGCAGAUGGGCCGCCUGGACGUCGUCUUCUCUAACGGCGGCUGGACUCGCUUUAGCGACACGACGUCGCUGGACGACAACGCCGUCGAAGCGGACUGGGACCGUGCCUUCGCUAUGAACGUCAAGUCGCACCUCUGGCUGCUGCAGGCGGCGCGACCGCACCUCGACGAGACGGAGGGGGCGUUCGUCACGACGUCUUCUAUUACGGGCCUGCAGGGUAUGGGGAGCUCGUUGGCUUAUUCGGCUACGAAGGCUGCACAGCUACACAUGGUCAGGGGCCUCGCCACCAUGGUGGCGCCCAAGAUCCGGGUGAAUAGCGUGUCGCCUGGGCUGCUUCAAACGGAAUGGGCAGAGCGGUUUAGCGAAGAGCAGAAGGAAGCCCACAGGGAAAAAACCAAGCUGAAGAGGUUUGUCGCAGUCGAGGAUGUGGCCGCCCAGGUUCUUAGUCUGGCGACGUCGAAGAGUAUGACUGGGGCAAACAUAAUCAUUGAUGCUGGAUAUACGCUAUAG
Molecule: messenger RNA, 741 nt
Organism: Penicillium roqueforti
Lineage: Eukaryota; Fungi; Ascomycota; Eurotiomycetes; Eurotiales; Aspergillaceae
Product: SDR family NAD(P)-dependent oxidoreductase
Exons: 4
Coding region: 1-741 (246 amino acids)
Source: RefSeq, a predicted model, not a curated record